AUGGGAAUUCGGUCAAUCGAUUUAUCGAUCUGGCGCCGGCGUACAGAGCCCUGUGUAGUCACCUCCAGUCUUGCGCCGUCGGUCGCUGAUUGGCCAACAUGCCUUAUAACUGUUGCUUGUUCUGCUGCUGCUGCUGCUGCUGCUGCUGCUGCUGCUGCUGCUGCUGCUGCUGCUGCUGCUGCUGCUGCUGCUGCUGUUGCUACCUCUGACGAUGGACUCCUGCACGCGUCUGAAAGCUCAGGACAAUAA
Messenger RNA from Spirometra erinaceieuropaei, 249 nucleotides. The record is from the annotation of a GenBank genome assembly. Lineage: Eukaryota; Metazoa; Platyhelminthes; Cestoda; Diphyllobothriidea; Diphyllobothriidae.